Messenger RNA from Labeo rohita (rohu), 10461 nucleotides. RefSeq names its product sodium channel, voltage-gated, type I-like, alpha (gene scn1laa). Bases 264 to 6170 code for a protein of 1968 amino acids. Gene Ontology annotation, molecular function: protein binding; voltage-gated sodium channel activity. Gene Ontology annotation, cellular component: axon; plasma membrane; voltage-gated sodium channel complex. NCBI's taxonomy places the organism in Eukaryota, Metazoa, Chordata, Actinopteri, Cypriniformes, Cyprinidae. The transcript is spliced from 27 exons. Gene Ontology annotation, biological process: neuronal action potential; membrane depolarization during action potential; sodium ion transmembrane transport. The record is from RefSeq and is a predicted model, not a curated record.
GUGAUCUCAGGCACUUCGCUCUUUUUGAUCACAGUCUUCUGCGAUUUUUUUUCUCGCCGAAAAUCCCUUGGAGUUUACUUACUUGGGUAAAGUUGGCCACACUGUAUGUUUUCCUCCACCUUGGAUGACUGAAUCAAGUUUUGCUCCUGGACGCUGAGGAUUAAUUUUCCCCUCAUGUUGGCAGAUAUUCCCUGAUUUUGCUGGAAGAUGUUGUUUCUCAUGCAGACGUGUAGCGAAUCACUCUGAAGGUUCAGGAUGAGAAAAUGGCGCAAUCGUUUACUCCACCAGGACCUAAAAGUUUCCGUAAGUUCACCCGUGAAUCUCUUAAGGCCAUCGAGAGCCGGAUCGCUGAGGAGAACGCUAGGAAGUCCAAGGAUAAGCAGGAGAGAAAUAAAGACGAUGGAUGUAGGAAGAAACCCAACAGCGGCCUGGAGGCCGGGAAGAGUCUGCCCUUCAUAUACGGAGACGUUCCCAGAGGACUGGUGUCCACGCCACUGGAGGACCUGGACCAGUUCUACAGCAAUCAGACAACUUUUAUAGUAGUGAACAAAAAAAAGACAAUCAGCCGUUUCAACGCUGCUCCUGCCUUGUACAUCUUCAGUCCCUUCAACCCUCUGAGGAGAAUAUCAAUUAAGAUUUUGGUACAUUCAUUGUUCAGUAUGUUUAUAAUGUUCACUAUACUGGCAAACUGCGCUUUCAUGGUCUACUCACAACCUCCAGAAUGGGCCAAGAAUGUAGAAUAUGCCUUCACUGGGAUAUACACCUUUGAAGCGCUCAUAAAGAUCGUUGCCAGGGGAUUCUGUGUGGGAAAUUUUACGUUCCUUAGAGACCCAUGGAACUGGUUGGAUUUUAUGGUCAUAGUCAUGGCAUAUGUAACAGAGUUUGUGGAUCUGGGUAGUGUGUCCGCCCUGCGAGCGUUCAGAGUUCUUCGAGCCCUGAAAACUAUAUCGGUCAUCCCAGGGCUGAAAACAAUCGUUGGAGCUCUGAUCCAGUCAGUGAAGAAGCUGUCAGAUGUGAUGAUCUUGACCCUUUUUUGCCUAAGCGUCUUUGCAUUGGUCGGUCUGCAGCUGUUCAUGGGAGCUCUAAGACAUAAAUGUGUGCUCCAGCCAUCCAAUUACAACUUAACUUAUUAUAUUACUAACAACACAGAAGAAUGUUCAAAAAUAGAUGACUGCAGGGAUUACAUUAACAAUCAGAGUAACCAUUAUUUCCCAACAGGAAAGAAAGAUGCUCUGAUCUGUGGGAAAAGUACUGAUGCUGGGCAGUGUCCAGAAAAUUACGUCUGUAUAAAAGCAGGUCCCAAUCCAGAUUACGGCUACACAAGCUUUGAUUCCUUCGGCUGGGCCUUCCUUUCCUUAUUCAGACUGAUGACUCAAGACUACUGGGAGAAUCUUUACCAACAGACUCUUCGGGCCGCAGGAAAAACCUACAUGAUUUUUUUCGUGCUGGUCAUUUUCUUGGGAUCCUUCUACCUUGUGAAUCUGAUCCUGGCUGUGGUUGCAAUGGCAUAUGAUGAACAAAAUCAAGCCACUAUUGAUGAGGCUUUGAAGAAAGAGGAGGAGUUUAACGCCAUGCUCCAGCAGCUCAUGAGACAGGAAGAGGAAGCUCAGGCUGCAGCCGAAGCGUCCAAGUGUGAUGGGCUCAGUGGAGAAAAGACGGAUUCUUCCUCAGACGCGUCCAAACUCAGCUCCAAAAGUGCCAAAGAAAGACGCAACCGCAGGAAAAAGAGACAGCGUCAGGGGGGAGAUGAGAAAGAAGACGACUCAAACAAGGAGGGAAACGAUAGGAAGCCCAGCAUCCACUUUACAGCUGAUGGAAAAAUCCAGCGCUCACGUGAAAGGGCUUGCACGUCUUCACAACAGGCCCCCCUGAGUUUUCAGGGCUCGAUCCUCACCCCACGUCGGGACAGCAAAGGUAGCGUCUUCAGCUUCCGCGGCCGUGUGCAUUCAGAAAACAACUAUGCCGACGACGAGCAAAGCAUGUGUGAGGAGACGGCCAGCAGGAGAGACUCUCUGUUUUUACCCUCUCGGCUUUACAGCACUCAUAGCAAAAGCAGUCUGACGCCACGUAUGCUGUUGCCGUCUAACGGAAAAGCACGGUACAUGGUCGACAGCAAUGGCAUAGUCAUAGUGUCGGGCGGAGCUUCUUCACCUAACUCCCCCUCCGGAAUGUUGACGCCGGAGGUGACCAGAAAAAGAGCCACGUUUGACGACACUUGCUUUGACACAGAUGAAGAAUAUCGACGUCGAUGUGAUUCGAAGAUUUCGAGGUCUUUUCUAUAUGACCAAUCAGUGAGACAGCGAGCUUUGAGCGUAGCAAGUGGCAGCAACAACACUAUUGACCCGUCGGAGGUCUGGAAACAGAAGUGUGUGGAGUACUGGUUCGAGUUUGCAGAGAAUUAUUUAAUCUGGGAUUGCAGUCCCACAUGGCUGAAGAUAAAGAAAAUUGUCAACAUGAUUGUGAUGGACCCCUUUGCAGAUCUGUUUAUCACCAUUUGCAUUGUGAUAAACACAGUAUUCAUGGCCAUGGAGUAUUACCCGAUGGAGGCCCAAUAUAUCACCAUGCUUUCAACUGCCAAUGUGGUAUUCAUAGCCAUCUUUACAGCGGAAAUGAUAUUCAAGAUCAUCGCAUUGGACCCGUACACUUACUUUCAGGAAGGCUGGAAUAUCUUCGACAGCAUCAUAGUCACGCUGAGUCUUCUGGAACUUUGUUUGACAAAUGUGGUGUCUGGAAUCGGUUUUCUUAGGCCAUUCAGACUGCUGAGAGUCUUCAAACUAGCUAAAUCCUGGCCGACUCUGAACAUGCUGAUCAAGAUCAUUGGCAACUCACUAGGCGCCUUGAGCAACCUGACGCUUGUGCUGGCCAUCAUCGUCUUCAUCUUCGCUGUGGUGGGCAUGCAGCUGUUCGGCAAGAACUACCGUGACUGUGUAUGCAAGAUUUCUGAGGAUUGCACGCUUCCUCGCUGGCACAUGAACGACUUCUUCCACUCGUUCCUGAUCGUCUUCAGGGUGUUGUGCGGAGAGUGGAUCGAGACCAUGUGGGACUGCAUGCAAGUGUCGGGACAGCCAUUGUGCUUAAUUGUGUUCUUGAUGGUCAUGGUAAUCGGAAAUCUGGUGGUUCUGAACCUGUUCCUCGCUCUGCUGCUCAGCUCGUUCAGUGCCGACAACCUCACAGCCAACGAAUCCGAGGGCGAAAAGAACAAUCUGCAGAUAGCGGUUGAUCGAAUCAAGAGAGGUGCUGCUGUACUUAAGGCCUGCCUUCAGAAUUUCUUCCGGAGCGGCUGCAUAAGAAGAAGGAAGCCGAAAAAGAAAGCAGAUGGGAAUGUGAUUUUGAGAAGCUGCAAGGGAAUAAAUGAUAACUCCAACCACACCACACUAGAGCUGGUUAAAGGCACUGGAGGAACGGACGUGGAUAGUGACACCGAGAAUUUUAUCAGCAACCCAAGCUUGACCGUCAGUGUCCCGAUCGCUGUUGAAGAGUCUGACUUUGAGUGCCUCAACACUGAGGAUUUCAGUAGCCUUUCUUCAGACCUAGAGGAGGACAAAGAGAAGCUGUCUGACGUGGCUCCCAGCUCUUCGGAGGGCAGCACCGUGGACCUCAGACCCCUCGGUAAAGAUGGAGAAGAUGCUUUGGACUUUGAACUUGAGGAAUCUAUGGAUCCAGAUGCCUGUUUCACACCAGGUUGUGUCCACAAGUUCCCGUGCUGCCAAGUGGAUGUUGAAAAGGGCAUGUGGAAGAAAUGGUGGCUGCUGAGACAGACGUGCUAUAACAUAGUGGAGCACAGCUGGUUUGAGACCUUCAUCAUCUUCAUGAUUCUGCUUAGCAGUGGCGCUCUGGCGUUUGAGGACAUUUACCUUGAAUCAAGGAAAACCGUAAAAACCAUCCUGGAGUUUGCAGACAAAGUUUUCACCUACAUCUUCAUCCUCGAGAUGCUGUUGAAAUGGGUCGCGUAUGGUUUUGCCAAAUACUUCACCAAUCUCUGGUGCUGGCUGGAUUUUAUUAUCGUUGAUGUCUCUCUGAUCAGCCUGGUGGCCAACGCCCUGCAAUAUUCACAUCUGAACGCCAUCAAAACUCUCCGAACGCUAAGAGCCUUCCGACCGCUCCGAGCUCUCUCGCGCUUUGAGGGAAUGAGGGUGGUUGUCAAUGCUCUUCUGGGCGCCAUCCCCUCCAUCAUGAACGUCCUGCUGGUCUGCCUCAUCUUCUGGCUCAUUUUUAGCAUCGUGGGUGUCAACUUCUUUGCCGGAAAGUUUUAUGAAUGUAUAAACGUUACCUCGGGAAAGCGUGUGUCUAUCCAAGAAAUCCGUAAUAAAACAGACUGUGAAAAUUGGGGCGAUGAAGUUGGCUGGAAAACUGUGAAGAUUAACUUUGACAAUGUGGGAAAUGGAUAUCUGGCCCUGCUACAAGUGGCCACUUUUAAAGGAUGGAUGCCCAUUAUGUAUGCAGCAGUAGACUCUCGUGGUUUAUAUGAGCAGCCAGAAUAUGAGGCGAAUCUGUACAUGUACCUCUAUUUUGUCAUCUUCAUCAUACUUGGAGCUUUUUUCACAUUAAAUCUCUUCAUUGGCGUCAUCAUUGACAACUUCAAUCAGCAGAAGAAAAAAUUUGGAGGUCAAGAUAUUUUCAUGACAGAAGAGCAGAAGAAAUACUACAACGCUAUGAAGAAGCUCGGCUCAAAGAAACCUCAAAAACCCAUUCCAAGGCCAAAAAACAAGAUCCAAGGAUUCAUCUUUGACCUUGUAACUAGACAGGCCUUUGACAUUUUCAUUAUGGUCCUCAUCUCACUCAACAUGGUCACUAUGAUGGUGGAGACGGAAGAUCAGUCCACAAAAAUGACCAACGUGCUGUACUGGAUCAAUAUUGCAUUCAUUGUGCUCUUCACCAGCGAAUGCGUGCUAAAGAUGUUUGCGCUACGUCAGUACUUCUUCACCAUCAGCUGGAACGUAUUCGACUUUAUCGUUGUCAUCCUGUCUAUAGCUGGCAUGUUCCUGGCACAAGUCAUUAAGAAGUACUUUGUCUCGCCCACCUUGUUCCGCGUCAUUCGCCUCGCCCGGAUCGGCCGCGUACUGCGUCUCAUCCGAGGCGCCAAGGGAAUACGGACCCUUCUGUUCGCGUUGAUGAUGUCACUUCCUGCCCUUUUCAACAUCGGACUCCUUCUCUUUCUUGUCAUGUUCAUCUACGCCAUCUUCGGCAUGUCCAACUUCGCCUACGUUAAAAAAUCGGACGGCAUCGAUGACAUGUUCAACUUCGAGACGUUCGGCAACAGCAUGUUGUGCUUGUUUCAGAUCACCACCUCGGCAGGCUGGGACGGCCUUCUGGCGCCCAUGUUAAAUACCAAUGAACCCGACUGCGACCCGAAUAAAACCUUCCCUGGCAGCGAGGCGACUUCGGAAAGGAAAGGCGACUGCGGGAACCCGCCCAUUGGGAUUUUCUUCUUCGUCAGCUACAUCAUCAUAUGCUUCCUGAUCGUGGUGAACAUGUACAUCGCCGUCAUCCUGGAGAACUUCAGCGUGGCCACCGAGGAGAGCGCCGAGCCUUUGAGCGAAGACGACUUCGAUAGGUUUUACGAGGUUUGGGAGAAGUUCGACCCGAAGGCCACGCAGUUCAUGGAGUACGACAAGCUGUCCGACUUCGCCAAUUCUCUGGAUCCGCCUCUGCGAAUACCCCAGCCCAACCGGCUGCAGCUGAUGUCCAUGGAUUUGCCGAUGGUGAACGGCGAACGCAUCCACUGUCUGGAUAUCUUGUUCGCGUUCACCAAACGUGUUCUCGGGGAAGGUGGUGAGAUGGACAUCCUUCGUGGACAAAUGGAAGACCGAUUCAUGGCCUCCAACCCCUCGAAGUCCUCUUACGAGCCCAUCACCACAACCCUGCGUAGGAAGCAUGAAGAUAUGUCUGCUGCGAUCAUCCAGAGAGCCUUCAGGAGUCACUUGGUCCGACAUAGUAUGAAGAAGGUCCGUAACGUCCACAGAGAGACCAGGCAGCAAAACGGGAGAGUCCCGAGUAAAGCGUCUGUUGACAAUGAUAAGUGCAACGAUAGCAGCGGUUCGGAAGACUCCGGCGCAACGCCCGUCAUGUCCUCUCCGCCGUCGUACAAUAGCCUGUCGCAGAACGGCACAAACAAAUACGAGAAGGACAAACAUGAGAAGGAAGUGGAAGACAAAGGUAACGGAGUUUAGAGUAGCAUUGCGAACAAUUGUUUACAAGUUUUACUUCAAGUUAUUUGUCAGGGUCACGUGACCUUGUCUGUUUGAUGUGGAUGUCUAUGCCAUACUGCCUGAGCAUACUUGAACUUUGUGCCUAUUCUGGAGCUGUGAUUAACACGAGUUAGGCAGUGAAGCUGCUACUCCUGACCUGUUUCACUCGCCGGCGAAAAUGGCGAUGGACCAAAUGUCAUUGUUUGUCUAAGUGUUCUGAUGCGUUUUCUUUGUGUGUUGUUUGGAGAUGCAUCCAGUGUCUUGCAUUUAGAGAUGAAGUGUGUCUAUAUAUAUAUAUAUAUAUAUAUAUAUAUAUAUAUAAAAUAGAUAGAUAGUAAUAAUUUCACCAAUAAAAGACCACCAAUAAAAGAUUCAUUGUAAUAUUGCAAAUUACAAACUUUCCAUUCAUCAAAGUAUGCAGAAAAGCAAUGCAUCAUGGUUUCAACAAACAUAUUAAGUAGCACAACUGUUUUCAAUAUUAUUAAUACAUAAUGUUAGUAAGAAACAGCAACAAAUCAGCAUAUUAGUAUGAUUUCUAAAGGAUCAUGCGACAUUGAACACUGGAGUAAUGAUGCUGAAAAUUUAGUUUUGCAUCACAGGAAUAAAUUGCAUUUUAAAAUAUAUUCAAAUAGAAAGCAGUUAUUUUAAACUGUAAUAAUAUUUCACAUUAUUGCUGUUUUUACAGUAUUUUUAAUUAAGUAAUUAAAGAAUAUGAGAGACUAACACUCUUAUAUAUAGUUGAAGUCAAAAGUUUAGAUACUCCUUACAGAAUUUGCAUAAUGUUAAUUAUUUUACCAAAAUGCAUGUUAUUUUUUAUUUAAUACUGACCUGAAUAAAAUGUUUCACAUAAAAGACAUUUACAUAUAGUCCAGAAGAGAAAAUAAUAGUUGAAAUUAUAAAAAUAACCUGUGCAAAAGUUUGCAUACACUUUUUCUUAAUACGGUGUUGUUACCUGAAUGAUCCACAGCUGUGUUUUGUUUUUUUUAAGUGAUAGUUGUUCAUUAUAGUCCCUUGUUUUUCCUGAACAGUUAAACUGCCUGCUGUUCUUCAGAAAAACCCUUAAGGCCCCACAAAUUCUUUGUUUUUCAGCAUUUUUGUGUAUUUGAAUCCUUUCCAACAAUGACUGUAUGAUUUUGAGAUCCAUCUUUUCACACUGAGGACAACUGAGGGACUCAUAUGCAACUAUUACAGAAGGUUCAAACUCUCAAUGAUGCUUCAAAACAAUGCAUUAAGGGGUGUAAACUUUUGAACAGAAUGAAGAUGUGUACAUUUUUCUUAUUUUGCCUAAAUAUCAUAUUUUUUCCAUUUAGUACUGCACUUCAGAAGCUGAAGAAGAUACUUGCGUGUUUCCCAGAAGACAAAAUCAGUCAAAUUUAGCCUAAUCUUCAAAUUCUAAAAGUUUUCACCCCCUGGCUCUUUUGCAUUGUGUUUCCUUCUGGAGCAUCAGCGUUUGAACUUUCUGUAAUAGUUGCAUAUGAUUCCCUUUGGUUUCCUCAGUGUGAAAAGAUCUCAAAAUCAUACAGUCAUUGUUGAAAAGAGUUCAAAUACACAAAAAUGCACACCUUUUUGCAUCAUCACUGUGAUAUUUAAAAUAUCAGCUAAUUUUUUUAUUGCCAACAAAUAAAAAACUAAUAUACUAUAUACUUAAUAUAUCACCCAGCCCUAUUUACUGAAAAACAGUCCAAAAAAACAGGCAAAUAGUUAUUUAGUGGUUUAAAGUGAUCCAUGAUGGUAAAUGCAGCUACACCCUUAAGUGAAUUAAUUUCCACUAAUUUGAAUGGGAAUGUUUGGCGCUUCUUUUGCUGCAGAAAUGACACACUUCCUCUUUAAUUGCCUUUUUUUUCAUUAGUUUGUGUUUGAGAGACUUUUAUGCUUGUUUUUAUGUUUGUUUGUUUUUAAGUGAGAUUUGUUGUGAGGUUGAGUUCUCCUAUGUUACUUGAGACAGAGUUGAUGUAUUUUUUUUCUCCUAUUGACUGUUGCCGACCACCGUUGCGGUCGGCUGUUGUCAACACACGUGUAAUUAUAGUUGCAUGACAGCUCACCUGUAGUCAUACAAGUUUCCCACUCAGUAUUUCCGAAUGGCUCAGUGCCUCUCAGGUCUCUCUUCAACACGCUAGAAAGCCAUUCGCACACGUGCCUUCCCUACUCGAGAGCUUGCAGCAAACACCUUCCUUAAAACCUCAAGACUUCUGUCACAUGCUGAACUGUGAAACCUGUCUGAUUUCAGCCUUUCCUGUAGCCGCCUCACUGAUAUUGCACUUAAAAGGACUAGUUCACCCAAAAAUGAAGAGUUUGUGUGAAAACGUACUCACCCACAGGCCAUCCAAGAUGUAGAUGAGUUUGUUCGUCAGAACAGAUUUGGAGAAUUUAGCAUUACAUGACUUGCUCACCAAUGGAUGUGAAUGGGUGCCAUCAAAAUCCAAACAGCUGAUAAAAACAUCACAAUAAUCCACAAGUAAUCCACGCCACUCCAGUCCGUCAAGUAACAUCUUGAGAAGCCAAAAGCAUUACAUCACUUGCUCACCAAUGGAUGUGAAUGGGUGCCGUCAGAAUGAGAGUGCAAACAGCUGAUAAAACAUCACAAUAAUCCACAAGUAAUCCACACCAUUCCAGUCCAUCAAUUAACAUCUUAAGAAGCCAAAAACAUUACAUCAUUUAGCAUUACAUGACUUGCUCACCAGUCGAUGUGAAUGGGUGCCGUCAGAAUGAGAGUCCAAACAGCUGAUAAAAACAUCACAAUAAUCCACAAGUAAUCCACACCACUUCAGUCCAUCAGUUAACAUCUUGAGAAGCCAAAAGCAUUACAUCAUUUAGCAUUACAUGACUUGCACACCAAUGGAUGUGAAUGGGUGCCGUCAGAAUGAGAGUGCAAACAUCUGAUAAAAACAUCACAAUAAUCCACAAGUAAUCCACACCCUUCCAGUCCAUCAAUUAACAUCUUGAGAAGCCAAAAGCUCUGUGUUUAAAAAACAAAUCCAACAUUAAGACAUUUUCUGGCUACAGUUUGAGUCCAUAAUACAUAAUAUUGCUUUCUCCAGUGGAAAAGUCGUCUUGUCUGAAUCAGGAGAGAAAUAUGCAUAGAUCAAGCACUAUUAAUCAAGUGAAAACUGUCCAAAACUGGAGUGUAGUGGAUUAUUAAAAUGUUUUUUUAUCAGCUGUUUGGACUCUCAUUCUGACGGCACCCAUUCACUCCAUUGGUGAGCAAGUGAUGUAAUGCUUCAUUUCUCCAAAUCUGGUGAAGAAAAAAACUCAUCUAUAUCUUGGAUGACCUGAGGGUGAGUAAAUUUUCAGCAAGUUUUAAUUUUGGGGUGAACUGUUUCUUUAACAAAGCCUUUAGAGAUCUGUUCUCAUCUUCUUCACUUCUGCAUCGUAGCGGGAUUCAUCAAUGGUUGUGAAUCGAUUUUUGUAUAUGAACUCUUUGACCUUGUCUUAAGCCAAAACUUCAUCUUUCAGCAUUGACGUCUUUGCAUUUUUAAAGAUUUCUCUCAAAAACGGUUCUUCAUAUGUGUACAUAUUUUGUAGGAAUAUGCAAUCUGUUACAUAAUUUCUAUAAUGCAUAAAUUAUGGAUUAUAAUCUAUAUAGGGAAUGUGAAAGAAGGCUGUAUGCAUCAUAAAAGCUAAAACACAAGUUAUAUGGGAAAUAUAACCAUUUUUGAUUAUGUCGAAGCUAAAAUGUUAUUGUGAAAUAUAGCUAUUUUUAUUUGUUUUUAUAAACAACAUGGAGAAAUACAGAAAUGCACCACUUGCUGCAUAUUUCACCACCAAUGAAGAUUCCAGUUCUAUAUGUUUCUGUUAUCAAUGUUAGCCGACGGGUUGUUUGACAUGCGUCUGAACGAUGACUAAAGACCGAUGGGAUAGUGUGUAUUUGUUUACAUUUUUAUAGUUAUGAAUGUUAUCAUUACAUUUCGUUUCAUGUCAGAGACUCUUGUUCCACAUAAACACAGUCGUAAGUGUAACUGCUCCAUGUGAAUGUGACAUGUAUUGAGAAAAUGAAUUCUAGGUAUAUUAUGAAUUUAUAUGAGACGAAUAUCAAAAUAGCAUAACACAUAAAUCACUAGCUUUUAUAUGCAUCAUGCUUGUAGUCUGUGAGUUAAAAUGCAUGCGAGACAUUGCUAUGGAUCAGUUCUUUAAGCUAAAAGAAUAAACUCAUCACAUACCUCACACCUGCUAGAACUCUGUGUAUUCACUAUUUUAUUUAUUUAGUUUGGAUUACUCUUGCAAGAUCAUGUGACACUGAAGACUGGGGUAAUGAUGCUGAAAAUUCAGCGUUGCA